AUGGCGCCGAAAGUUCCCAAGGAGUUGCCCCAGCUCAAAAAGAGCCCUGUCAAGUCACCCAAGCCCCUCAAGCCCCCCAACUCCCCCAAGAAGAAAGACCCCGCUCUGGUGGAUCCCCAGGUCCUUUUCCUCUGGACCUGCAUUGAAUGCAGGACUGCUGGCAAGGAAGGCGGUUGUUUCGGGAUCGAUUUUGCAGCAGUUGCUGGAAAACUGAAUAUCACCAAUUCCGCCGCUAAUAAGCGUUUCUCGCGUCUGAGAAUAUCCAUGAAGGCAAGGGAGUCAAAGGACGAGCAGUUGAAGGAUGAGGAGUUGAAGGACGAUCUCGACGAUUCGGAGAUGCCUCAAUUUGAGGAGAGCCUUGAGGACUAG
Penicillium cosmopolitanum is the source of this 369-nucleotide messenger RNA. RefSeq lists its product as uncharacterized. The record is from RefSeq and is a predicted model, not a curated record. The transcript is spliced from 2 exons. Lineage: Eukaryota; Fungi; Ascomycota; Eurotiomycetes; Eurotiales; Aspergillaceae. The coding region runs from base 1 to 369 and encodes 122 amino acids.